This is a messenger RNA of Dracunculus medinensis (Guinea worm), 237 nucleotides long. NCBI's taxonomy places the organism in Eukaryota, Metazoa, Nematoda, Chromadorea, Rhabditida, Dracunculidae. The record is from the annotation of a GenBank genome assembly.
AUGCACCUUUCUGCUAUGAUGGACGAUAUAGGGAAUUUCUCAGCAGAUAUUGCCCCCGUACUUGCAAUGCUUGUUAGUUCAACCGCAACUUCCUCUUCAAUUACAUGCGUGGACCGAAGAACGAACUGUUUGACAUAUGCACCAACCAACUGUUUGAGUUAUGCACCUUUCUGCUAUGAUGGACGAUAUAGGGAAUUUCUCAGCAGAUAUUGCCCCCGUACUUGCAAUGCUUGUUAA